This is a messenger RNA of Rhinolophus ferrumequinum (greater horseshoe bat), 3266 nucleotides long. It is a transcript of the gene GP2, whose product is annotated as glycoprotein 2. The record is from RefSeq and is a predicted model, not a curated record. Lineage: Eukaryota; Metazoa; Chordata; Mammalia; Chiroptera; Rhinolophidae. Gene Ontology annotation, cellular component: cell surface; apical plasma membrane. Gene Ontology annotation, biological process: neutrophil migration. The coding region runs from base 36 to 1619 and encodes 527 amino acids. The transcript is spliced from 10 exons.
GCUCAGUGAGCUGCACGUCUCAGCUUCUGCAAACCAUGGCCGGCGCUCCUGUCCUAUGGCUGGUCGUGGCCUCCUGCCUUCUGACCCUGGCUUCUACAGAGCCGGAAGGUCACAGGAACCCCCGCGACGCCAGCUCCUAUGGGCUGGACUUGGAGUGUGGAGCCCCUGGGGCCCCGGAACCCCCACGCUGUUUUGAUCCGUGCCAGAAUUAUACCCGCCUGGACGACCCCACCCGGAGCUCAGAGAACACAGAAAAAGCCCAUCAGUGUGACAGGGACCUGCGUGGCUGGUUCCGCUUUGUGGGCGAAGGUGGCGUGAGGAUGUCGGACACCUGUGUGCCGGGGUUCCGCUGCCACACGGACGCCCCCAUGUGGCUGAAUGGGACCCACCCGGUCCUGGGGGAGGCCAGUGUCACCCGCACUGCUUGUGCUCACUGGUCAGGCAACUGCUGCUACUGGAAGACGGAGGUGCGGGUGAAGGCCUGCCCGGGAGGGUACCACGUGUACCAGCUGAAUGGCAGCCCCUCGUGUAACCUGCGAUACUGCACAGACCCCUCCACUGUGGAGGACAGGUGUGAGAAGACCUGCCGCCCAGAGGAGGAGUGCAGCUUUGUCGACGGGACCUGGAGAUGUAUCUGCAGACAGAACGUCAAUGGGUCUGACAUCCACAGUUUGCAGCCGCAGCUGGACUGUGGGGACAGGGAGAUCACGGUGUCACUGGACAGGUGUCAGCUGGCAGGCCUGGGCUUUGGGGACGAGGUCAUUGCUUACCUGAGGGACCGGAACUGCAGCAACUUCAUGCAGAGAGACGGGCAGAACCGGAUGUCCGUGAGCAGCCCCGCUCAGGCUCACGCCUGCGGGAAUGUUCUGGAGAGAAACAGAACCCAUGCCAUCUACAAAAACACCCUCUCCCUGGUCAACGAUUUCAUCAUCAGAGACACCAAACUCAGCAUCAACUUCCAGUGUGCCUACCCGCUGGACAUGAAAAUCAGUCUCCAAACUGCCCUGCAGCCCAUUGUAAGUUCCCUGAACAUCAGUCUGGGUGGGGAGGGCGAGUUUACCAUCCGGAUGGCCCUCUUCCAAGACCAGAACUACACGCGGCCUUACGAAGGGGACACAGCCGUGCUGUCCGUUGAGUCCAUGCUCUAUGUGGGUGCCAUCUUGGAGAGAGGGGACACCUCCCGGUUUAACCUGCUGCUGAGGAACUGCUAUGCCACCCCCACUAGAGACAAGACCGACCCUGUGAAAUACUUCAUCAUCAGAAACAGCUGCCCAAACAAACGUGAUUCCACUAUCUACGUGGAGGAGAAUGGGGUGUCCGCCGAAGGCCGGUUCUCAGUUCAGAUGUUUAUGUUUGCCGGAAACUACGACCUAGUUUUCCUGCACUGUGAGGUUCACCUCUGUGAUUUGGUUAAUGAGCAGUGCCAGCCGUCUUGCUCAAGAAGCGAAGUCCGCAGUGAAGCCGCGGAGAUCGACCCAGCCCUGGUUCUGGAUUUGGGACCCAUCACUCGGAGAGGUGCCCCGUCUGCUGGUAUCGUGAACGGAACCCCCAGUACUGCAGGGUUCCUGGUGGCCUGGCCUAUGCUUCUCCUGCCUGUUCUCCUGGCUGAGCUGUUCUGAGCUCAGCUGGACAUCUGGCCUUGCAGCUCGUGUCCUUUCUCUGGCGAUGGCUUCCAGUCACCCUUCAGCUGUGUUGGAGCUCCCUCCCACUCAGCCUUGGUAUAAACAGACUCCAGGCUGAGCUAGGUUUGGGGGAAGGAAAGAGCUUUCCCUUUACACUCUCCGUGCUGUUGUUUGCCUCUUUGUCUCAUGGUGGGGGCCCCGUCGGCCUGGCCUGGGCUGACUUUCUCAUUCCUUAGCAGCUUCGUGAAAGCAAACUUGGUAGGUGCCUCUGUAACUCCAGGGAAGAAGGACCAUGUCACUGGGGGAAAGGAGUGGGAUGAGGUCGUCAGAGAGGCCCUCUCACAGCUCCUUCCCAAGCACCCCUGUCUGACUGCUGAUGAAUUGAACAGAUUGACUCUUGCUUUCAUCCGGCUUCCUCUGGCGUAUUUCCAUCAUGGUCUCAAUAAUCGCCAUGGGUACACGUUGUAAAGGGGCCACUUUCGGAGACCCGGCUCCAGGAAACACUGGUCCCCAUUGCUCCCCCAUCCCCCACCACACCACAGACAUGCUCUGAUGUGCCCAGAACCAUACAAACUCCUACCCUGGGACCUGGAUGCGGGAGAAACUCUCGAUUUGGGUACAAAGACAUUGUCCCCCCAGAGCACACCUCUAGCUGUAAAUAAUGGUGUGCUUGCGCCGAAGGGCCCAACAGGGAAUCCCAGCAGAAAUGCCGCAUCGUUUCCGCAGGGGAUGCAGCAACAGAGCCUGGGAGAUGGGUGAAGGUCCUUUCUGGAAACUGCUAAGGAGCCCUCGCAAAGCACUCUGCAAAGAUGCCAAAUACGGAGCAUAUUCCCUUUCCCACAGCUAUACCUGGCCCCCCCCCACGUUAGCCUCAGGAAAAUGACCUGAUCAGGGUCAGGCCACUGGGGGGGGGUAGAGGGGACAGAGCCUGUUUAUCUGCUGGAGGGCGCUUUCUAACUUGCCAACCUGCUGCCUUGUUCAGAGAGGGUGUGGUUGCAAGAAACAGAAACCCACUCCAAUUAGGCAAAAACUGGAUUCCAAAUCACACAGGGGCACCAAGUCCCAGGACAGAAGACAGCCUGGAUGCACAAAACAAACCACCGGAGACCACGGUGUAUCUGUCACUCUUCCUGAAACCACACAGCCUUCACGUGUGCUUGUCUCUCUGAAACUCGCUUUUCCUGUUUAUUCAUCACCCCUUGAUUGAAUAUGGGCAUGGCAGCUGCACAUUCACUUCCUAAUUGGGGGACCACAGAGACCAACUGGCAUCCAAACUGCCCCUGGGGGAGUCGGAUUUCCCUGCUUGGGCCCAAGUGUUUCUCCUGGUCCAGGUGUCUGAGGCCAGGUGGGUGGGCUCAUCUCGAGGGGUCUGACCUGAGGGUACACAUUCCCAAAGGCCCCUGCGAGGGUGGCUUCUGUAAAAAAGAGGCCCCUGGGAAGAACUACUUCCAGUUUCCCAGUAGGUUAGAGGAUUCACACCUACCACAUUCCAAGGGAGGCAGUGAGCUGGGAAGGGGGCUGGACGAGAUGGCAGCAGGUCCGAACCUUCUUCCUUCCUGGGAAAGGCUCAGGGGUGGGCUAGAACCGGAUUGCCAGUUACAGGGAAUCCUUUCUUCAGAUACACUUCUACAUGAACACCCCAUA